Dermacentor silvarum is the source of this 561-nucleotide messenger RNA. Its product is annotated as sulfotransferase 1C2. Gene Ontology annotation, molecular function: sulfotransferase activity. Gene Ontology annotation, cellular component: cytoplasm. The record is from RefSeq and is a predicted model, not a curated record. Gene Ontology annotation, biological process: sulfation. The coding region runs from base 1 to 561 and encodes 186 amino acids. The transcript has a single exon. NCBI's taxonomy places the organism in Eukaryota, Metazoa, Arthropoda, Arachnida, Ixodida, Ixodidae.
AUGGUCACCAACCUCAGUGUCUACCGUUUCGAGGACGGCACGUUCGACGAGUUCUUCGAGUACUUCUUGAAGAAGGACUUCGGCUAUGGCUCCUAUUUUGACCACGUAGCCACGGGCUACGCAUUGAGAGACAGGCCCAACGUGCUCUUCCUCACUUACGAGCAGCUAAAAAGAGAGACUCGCGAAACAGUGCUAAGCUGGCGCGCUUUCUUGGCGAUCGCCAUGGAAGGCUUAUCGAAGAUGACGAAAACGGCUUGCUUGACCAAAUCCUGGACAGUCUUCACCCAGCCGCAUGAAAAGUGUCGUUGUGAUGAACUUGCGCAGCCAGGAGUGGGAGGUCAUGAUGACCAGAACAACAUGACCUGCAAGAAUGGUUACGACGGGGACUGCAAAAAAUAUGGUAUUGUGAGGAAUGCUCAAAUUGGUGAUUGGAAGAACUACUUCAAGCCUGACCAACUUCAGCGCCUCGAGGCAAAGAUUAGAGCUGAAGGGGAGAAAGCUUCGUUUAUGAAUUUGUGGGCAGACAUUCGGAAGGAAGCGCUUGAAGUAGCUUGUUCGUAA